GUUGAUCACGCUUGCUAGGCUUACCGGUAAUGCUAAGAGGAUGUUCAUACCUGCCCGGGAGGGAAGUACUAUCUUUUGACUUCUUUGUUUUAGAAUAAAGUAAAUCCAACAUUUUAUAUUGGUUUCAUAUUGCAAUAAAUCUGUGUAUGUUUUACUAGUUCUAUAUUGUACUUGCUGAGUAUUCUUUACUCUUGUGUUUAAAUUGGUUUUUAGGUACCUAAUAAUAUUGAUCGGCAUGGGAUGGGAGUAGCACCCUUGGUCUACACAUUAUUAUUGCACACUAUUCAAAUUUAGUUUUGGACUGUGAUUAUGCUUAGCAUAAGUUUUGCACAGAACUUGUAAAGGUCAUUUAAAGUUCUGGUCCUUAUUUUCACACGGAAUUUAUGGAGCUAGGAUGGUUUGGGAUUGUGUGGGUUAUGUUGUCUUUGAGUUAUCUUAUAUUUGCCUGCCGAAAUUUCUAAAAAACUUGUGAGUUAGUGGUUUUGAGUGUAUUUUUGUGUGGCACUCUAGGUACGUGGUUACCUGGGGUGUUACACCACCACCUACGCGGUCGACCGCCGCGCCGUCGCCGCCGCCAUUCCGCCCACGCCUACCGAGCUGCCGCCGCCUCACGUACGCCAACAACGUUGUCGGCCCUAUCCCCGUCAGCCCAUAGCUCCGUCAAAGACACGGAGAAAAGAACAAACACGAGAGAGAAGGGGGGAAAAGCAGCAACAACAAGAGGAGGAGGCGCCGCAGCCGAGACCCCAGUUCCGAUUGAUCUCCGGUUCCCAGAUCGGCCAGGGUUUGAGGCGGGGGGCUCUGUACUUCUGGAGAUGAUGCUGCGAGGUGGGCGGCUGGCUGGCUUGGCCUCUCGGAUGGUUGGAGCCAAGCCUUUCAGCACGGAGAUAUUUGUGAGCAGGCUAUCAUUUUACACAACAGAGGAAGAACUUAAAAAUGUCUUCUCACCAUUUGGCGCUGUUGAGGAAGCUCGAUUGGUGAGAGACAACCAAACUGGAAGGCCAAAGGGAUUUGGUUUUGUUAAAUAUUCUUCUCAAGCAGACGCAGAGAAAGCUGUUAAGGCAAUGGAUGGACGGAUCAUACGUGGAAGACUAAUUUUUGUGGAAAUUGCAAAAGAAUAAAACUGCAUAGGGCAUAGUCUAUCACCAUCGUUGCUGAACUGGAGCAGUUUUCCUGCCUUAAAGCGUACUCGUACAUGACUACAUGGCUAAUCUGGCUUAGUUCCAACAAGACCUAUGAGCACUUCUCCCGGCCUGAAUGCGUACUUUUGUGACUUCUGUUGAGCCAAGUAUUGGUUUGCGAACAACAUUGUUUGUUUUUUAAAGACAAAGAAAGCUUUCAAACAGGAAAAUUGUUGUUGGAAGGUUAAGUUGAAUUUAUGAACCCGAGCUGGAAGGUUAUAUAUGCGUAGAAUGCUGGAUGACCCAUAUACCCGCCCCUGCUCCACUAGCUAGUGCUUCCACCGUUUUCUUCUGUGUCAUCUAUAAAGCGAUAUUGUUUGAAUUUGAUCUGAAAAGUAUUAAAGCCGUUAUGUA
Messenger RNA from Oryza sativa Japonica Group (Japanese rice), 1535 nucleotides. Lineage: Eukaryota; Viridiplantae; Streptophyta; Magnoliopsida; Poales; Poaceae. The record is from RefSeq and is a predicted model, not a curated record.